Messenger RNA from Ipomoea triloba (trilobed morning glory), 924 nucleotides. RefSeq names its product protein MIZU-KUSSEI 1-like. The record is from RefSeq and is a predicted model, not a curated record. Bases 65 to 823 code for a protein of 252 amino acids. Lineage: Eukaryota; Viridiplantae; Streptophyta; Magnoliopsida; Solanales; Convolvulaceae. The transcript has a single exon. Gene Ontology annotation, biological process: hydrotropism.
AGUCUGAUAACCUUCUCCUUCUCUCUCAUCAUUCUCCGGCGAUCAAUACGGGAAUAAGCUAAGGAUGAAGACAAUCAUGGCGAGGAACCCAGGCGAGUCCUUCUCCUUCUCCAGAAGAUACUUCCACUCGAAGAUCAAGAAGCUCGAGGAGGAAGACGACGACCGCGAAGAGAUUCUCGAGUGGAAGCUCCCGGAGGAGCUCGAUCUCGCCGUGCCGCCGCCGCGGCCUAAGACGGCGGUUUCAAAGCUCCGGUCGGCUCUCACGUUCGGCCUCAAGAGCCGGGCGACCGCCCAGGGCCCAUUGGGCGCCCGAGUGGUCGGAACUCUGUUCGGGUUCCGCCGCGGGCGCGUGCAUUUCGCCUUCCAGGAAGACCCGCGCCUCGGCCCGGCCUUCCUGGUCGAGCUCGCCAUGCCCACGGGCGUUCUGGUCCGGGAAAUGGCGUCCGGGCUGGUCCGGAUCGCGUUGGAGUGCGAGCGGAAUACAGGGGAGAAGAUUAAAAAUAAAAAUAAGAAGAAGAAGCCGAAGCUUCUAGAAGAGCCCGCUUGGCGGGCGUACUGUAACGGGCGGAAAUGCGGGUUCGCGGCGAGGAGAGAAUGCGGGCCGGACGAUUGGCGGGUCUUGAACUCCAUCGGCCCGAUCACAAUGGGCGCCGGGGUUUUGCCCGGAAAGGAGGACGACGGGAUCGGGCCGGACGGCGAGCUAAUGUACAUGAGGGCAAAGUAUGAACGGGUUGUGGGGUCCAGAGACUCUGAAGCUUUCUACAUGAUGAGCCCUGAUGGCCAUGGAGGUCCUGAGCUUAGCAUCUAUUUACUCAGAGUUUAAUCAAUUCUUGGAUUAUUAAAAUUAGAUUAAUCUCUGUUUUAAUCAGUAUUUUGUUAAGCUUUAAGUUCAUAAAGAAAUAAACAAUUUUCUAAAACAAAAAA